UAACUAGCCGACUCGUGAGCAUUAAAACGCAGCUAAUUCGUUAAAAAUAACGAAUACAAACACGGAUAUGACAUCUUAAAUGUCUCUUUUUAUUACACACCGAGCGUUUUAAACAUUUAAAUGAGGUAAUUUCAUGUUAAAAAAAAAAGUCGCUCGUGAGCUCGCUGGUUCUGAUUAGCGCGUUAGCUUUAAGCUAACAUCACUGGAAAGCGGUUCUCACUGGUUUGUACGACAAGCACACUUAUGCAGUGUCUAUAGCAGCCCAAGAUGUUCAACAAGUCGUUCGGUACUCCCUUCGGGGGAGGAACAGGAGGAUUUGGGGCUUCAUCUACGUUUGGACAACAGAACACAGGGUUUGGUGCAGCAGGUGGUUUUGGUGCCUCUGCAUUUGGAGCCACAAACAACACCGGUGGUCUCUUUGGAGCAACACAGAACAAACCUGGAGGGCUCUUUGGCUCCAGCACGUUCAGUCAGCCCGUCACUUCGUCCACAAGCAGCGGAUUUGGGUUUGGUGCAACAAGUGGUGGUACCUCAAACAGCCUCUUUGGAAGUACUAAUACAGGAAGUGGGGGUCUUUUCUCUCAGCAAGGCAAUGCAUUCAGUGCCAGUAAACCUGCCUCUUUUGGUACGUUCGGGACUAGUACCAGCAGUGGAGGGUUGUUUGGGACAACUAACACCACCUCCAAUCCAUUCGGAGCAGCCUCGUCUUUGUUUGGAUCCUCAGGCUUCACAGCUGCCCAGCCUGGCACAACCAUCAAAUUUAAUCCACCGACAGGAAGUGACACGAUGGUAAAGAGCGGUGUGACGACCAGCAUCAACACCAAACAUCAGUGUAUCACAGCCAUGAAGGAGUACGAAAACAAAUCUCUGGAGGAGCUACGGUUAGAGGAUUACCAGGCUGGGAGAAAGGGACCCUCCAACACAGGUGGCCUGUUUGGGGCUACAGCCACCGCAACACCAAGCACUGCUACCGGUCUGUUUGGCUCCACGGGUCCUGGCUUCAGCUUCAACCAGGCCAAGCCCUCCUUCAGUGCUGGUACAAGUGGAUUUGGGGCGACUCCGGGUGGCUUAUUCGGCCAGCCAGCUCCGGCUAAUAGUCUCUUCAAGCCCUUUGGUCAGCCCACCACGACCCAAAACACAGGGUUCUCAUUCGGUGGCACCAAUACCAUGGGCCUGGCAAAUACCAGCAGCAUGGGUUUGUUUGGGAACACUGCUGCCUCACAGGCCGGAGGUUUGUUUGGAAACACAGCGAACACCAGCACAGCGGCUGGCUUCGGCACGGGCACUGGACUCUUUGGGCAGCCCAGCACAGGCUUUGGGAAUGUUGGUACACAGAAUUUGUUUGGAAACAAGCCUGCUGGUUUUGGUACCACCACAACGAGUGCUCCUUCCUUUGGCACAGGAACAGGCCUGUUUGGCAACAAACCCACACUCACACUUGGCACAAAUACAAACACUUUUGGUUUUGGUGCCAAUCCUGCUGGAGGCAGCCUGUUUGGAAACAAACCUGCUACUGGUACAUUAGGAACAGGACUUGGAGCAGGUUUUGGAACAGGUGUAGGUACAGGGACAACGUCUCUGUUUGGAAAUAACCAGAACAAGAUUGGCUCCACUCUAGGGACAGUGGGCACAUUUGGGGGACCUAGCUUCAACACAGGAAACAGCAGUCUGAACUUUGGAGCACCGCAGCAGCCUGUCGCUCUGACGGAUCCCAACGCCGCAGCUCAGCAAGCGGUGCUACAGCAGCAGCUCAACGCUCUUAACUAUUCACCUUUUGGGGAUUCUCCCCUUUUUAGAAACCCACUCUCUGAUCCCAAGAAGAAAGAAGAGCGCCUGAAGCCUACGAAUCCAGCUGCCCAGAAAGCCCUAACGACCCCCACGCACUACAAGCUCACCCCUCGUCCUGCCACGCGUGUGCGCCCUAAGGCCCUCACCUCUUCAGGUUCUGGGAAAUCUCAGCUUUUCGACGGCCUAGACGACGAGGAACCAUCUCUCACAAACGGAGCCUUUAUGCCCAGGAGGAGCAUAAAGAAACUUGUGUUAAAAAACUUGAAUGGAAGCAGUCUGUACAGCAGCCCACUGAACAGAGAGGUCGAUGACUUGAACUCUCCGUCAGAAUAUCCGCAGAACGGCCUCAGUCUGAGAGCAGAUGCAGAGGAAACCCAAGAUAUAGAGGGUGAAGGAGGAGCAGAGGAUGAUCUGCAUGUCUCCAAGUUCUAUCCCAACCCCAUUGUUAAGUCCAUCCCACACAACCAGCCCAGUCCCUCGCUGCAAGACACCAUCACCGAGCUGAACAUGAGGAGAGUCGUCAGCGUCCGUAACGGCCUGGACCUCAGCAGCGAGGAGAUCUCUUUGGGAGAUGACAGCGUUCAGGAAGAGAGAGACGAAGAGCUGGAGGCACAGAGACCUCCUCACCCAGCUGGUAUCGUUCUCACACGGAUCGGUUACUACACCAUCCCGUCCAUGGAGGAGCUGGGGAAGAUGCUGAAUGAGAACGGGGAGUGUAUUGUCGAGAACUUCACAGUCGGAAGGAAAGGCUACGGGUCAGUCUUCUUCCCAGGCGAAGUAAAUUUGACCAACCUGAAUCUUGAUGAAAUCGUGCACUUUAGACGAAAGGAAGUAAUCGUCUACCCCGAUGACAACGAUAAGCCUAACGCAGGAGAUGGCCUCAACAGACGAGCAGAAGUGACGCUGGAUGGCGUUUGGCCCAACGACAAAACCACCCGUGUUCAGAUCAAAAGUCCUCAGCGUCUGAGCGAGAUGAACUUCGAGGAACGUCUGGAGAAUGCUUCACGCAAGCAGGGUGCUCGCUUCCUGGAAUACAGACCUGAAACUGGCUCCUGGGUGUUUGAGGUCACACAUUUUUCCAAGUACGGCCUGCAGGACUCUGACGAGGAGGAAGACAUUUCCCAGGCUAAAACCGAGACGAAGAAGUUAAAAACAGCCAUCCAGGCAGGACUGCAACAAAUUCCACUGUCCCAGCAGCACCAGCAGAUGGCGCCUCAAGCUCAGAGUACGGCCGUGCUGGAGCUUCUGAGCCGUGUGCCGGAGCUGGACAGCGACAUGGCGGAUAUCACCCAGGAGCCUCCAGCAGAUGGACUGCUGUUUGAGGAGGACGACAGCGUGCUGGAGGAUGACACGAGGAUGGCUCUAAGACCAGCCACCCCUACUGAGCCAGAGCCCAUCUCUGCUUCCAGUCAGAUUGCUUCCUCUUUAGGAAUCAACCCACACACACUUCAGAUUAUGAAGGCGUCCCUGUUUGCGGGUGACGACGACUGCGACCUCUUUCACGAGCAGCUCCCUCCGAAACUCUUAGAGGUUUCGUCUCCUCAGCUUUUAAUCGGUCAAGCCCAAGCCAGGCUAUCAGUGGGUAGCCGCCUCCAGAGCAAAUUCACCUCGUUUGGAGGGCUGUUUUCCCAUCUGCCAGAGGUUCCUUUUGGAGCAAGCCCUCAAAAGCCGAGUAAACCAGAUGUCCCAGAAGCCCCAUGGCCUUCGCUGGGCACCUCCAUUAUGUUGCCUCUCCCUGUUCCUGAGGUCACUCUGAGGACCGUUGGAGCACGCAGACUGGGUGGCCCUGUGCCAAUGGCUAACUCUGUCACUAGCGGAAAAGGUCGUUUGAUGAUGGACGCAGCGCUGUACAUGGGACGGUCUUUUAGGGUGGGAUGGGGUCCGAACUGGACACUAGUGCAUUGUGGGAAUCCCCUGAGCACAUCUGAAGAGUCAAAGGAUCAGACCAAAGACGUCCUGGGCUUCGGCUUCUUGCCCAAACCUACCAAGACCUGGCAAAUCAAUGAAAGCCCUUUCAAAGUACACGUGGAGCAGGUGGUUGGCAUGGAGCCCAAGGAGAAGGCACAGAGCCUGUCCGUGUACCACAAGCCCCUCGAGAUCGGGCUCAAGCACAGCACGAUUAGCACUGAUGAUAUCUGCCCUUUCAUCCUGCCAGAGAAAGGCGUGAACGCACUGCACGAUUACGCCGAGUGGAUUGUAGAAGUCCUCAAGCAGGCAGGAGCUGGAGAUGUCGUACUCAGCCACUGGCAACAAGUGUGGACUCUGUGUGAGGCUUUAUGGGGACGUCUUGGAGAGCAGGACUUGGAGCCCGAGGUUGGCGGAGGUUACAGAGAGCAACAUGCGAGAAGACACAGUUUCUCUCGCUGGCUAUCUGAAAGCGCAGCCCAAUGCAUCCAGGAGGAAGUGAACCAGUGUAAGACACAGAGUCACGUCGAAGCCAUCUUCAGCUACCUGACUGGGCAUUGUAUCAGUGAGGCUUGCAGACUGGCCCAGAAAAAUGGAGACCAUCGUCUGUCCCUGCUGCUGUCCCAGGCGGUGGGUUCUCAGAUCAGCAGAGAUCUUUUGGCUCUGCAGCUAGCAGACUGGAACAGAAUGCAGACAGACUCUUUCAUCCAUGAGGAGAGAUUGCACAUUUUCGCUCUACUUGCAGGCAAACCUGUUUGGGAGACGACAGACUGCUGUAUAAAUGUGUGCUCUAGGCUGGACUGGAAGCGCUGUUUGGCUGUGCAUCUGUGGUACAUGCUGCCUCCUACAGCAUCCGUAGCAGACGCUCUCUCCAAAUACGAAACCGCCUUUCAGGGUUCAGAAGAGGGAAUAAAAUACGCAUGUGCUCCUCUUCCACCAUAUAUGGAUAACAUAGACCAGGAAACUUUAGAGGAGAUGGAAGAUACAGAAUCUAAUAAAACCCUCUAUGACAUCUGUUUCCAUCUUCUCAAACUUUACAGUGACAAGCACUACAGCCUGCAGCAGCUGCUGGAUCCCACUACAGUGACUCCAGAGCAGCUGGACUAUAGGCUAAGUUGGCACUUGUGGAACGUCCUGCAGGCCCUGAAUUACACUCACUUGUCGGUGCCAAGACAAAAUCUGCUCCACACUAGCUAUGCUGCCCAGCUCGAGAGCACAGGCCUCUGGGAGAUGGCUGUUUUUGUUCUCCUGCACAUCCCUGACUCCUUACUUCGAGAGCGUGCCGUGCGGGAGGUCCUGAAUCAGCACUGCACCCUGGAGGAGACAGAGGAGACCGCAGAGAAGGAACACUUCCUCACCAACAAGCUGCUCAUCCCCAUGCAGUGGAUUCAUGAAGCCAAGGCCACCCGGGCAAGCAGGGACGGAGACCGGCACCGCGAAGCACUGCACCAUUACCGGGCCGGACACUGGAACCACUGCCACCGACUUGUCAUCCAGAACCUGGCUUCAGACUGCAUCAUUAAUGAUGAUCAUGAGUAUCUGAAGGAGUUUCUGGAAGGCUUGGCAGUGCCUGAGCGCAGUGUACAGAUACAGGACUGGGACACAUCAGGACGUGUGUAUUUGGACUAUAUCCGUGUUAUUCAGACCCUGAAUACCAUUCAGAGGACGGACAGCCCGGGGUACGAGCUGGAGCGGCUACACACCGACGUCACGUCCCUGUGCAGCAGGAUUGAACUCCUUCCCUGUUUCAAAGCCAAAGACAGACUGGCCCAGUCAGAAAUGGCCAAACGUCUGGCUAACAUCCUGCGUGUGGUGCUAAGCCUUCAGCAGGGUGGAGAAGGCCCACCGGAUCCUCGUCACAUCCCCUUGUGUCAUCUUGCACCCCACAUCGGGCGCUUACCCCUGCCAGAAGACUACGCUCUGGAAGAACUUCGCAGCCUCACCCAGUCUUACCUACGCGAAUAUGUUGUUAGUCACUGAGACUAGUGACGAUGUACUGUACAGAACUUCAGGGCUUUUCUCCACACUCUAGUUUCACCUCAUAAUGUCUCCAUAACACACACACAUUCAUUCAUGAGUCAUUUUUCAUGUCUGAUUUAUAUGCUUGGAUACAGGUGUGCAUUUUACUGUGUAUUUUUUUUUGUUUGUUUGUUUAUUUUUAUUUGAGAACCCUUCAUGCAUGUUAGUGUUAUUUUUCUUACUCUCGGUGGAAUGCUUGCUAAACGUCGUUAGCUGGCGAUCAUUAGAGAGAAACUACACGUUGCAUCGUUUCGUGUCACCGGCUUUUCUGUGUUUAUCAUUUUCUAUUAAAUAUCAGCUAACUUUAAAUUUUAAUUAAGUAUUUUGCUUCAUGCAACAUUGUGCUCUGGCAGAAGAUGAUUUUUUAUUUUUUUUUUUUUUCUUUCUUUAUUCAUUUUGCGCCUCAGAGCUGCUGCGUAAUUCAUAUUGAGGAUACAACUCAAUCGAAUCAGAAGUUAUCAGUGGCUGAGAUUAUGUAAAACGUGCUGGUCUUUUUAAGGAAAUUUAUCGUUUUGAGAUGGAAUAUAUAACAUCCCUCAGUUUGGCACCAAAACGACGACGCUUAAACCUGUAAAAUGGCCGUGAAUAUCUUUAUUUUUGUAAGAUUUUGUACAUAUGCAACACAACAACACUGCAUCGUUAACUUUUCAACAAACGUAAUAUAAAUUAACGGACCGAGCUGUAAAGCAGGCGAACGUGAGGAUGUAUUUAACAAACGGGAGCGGGAAUCGUCCUGCUGCCGUUUGUUUCUCAGCAAUGUUCAGACGGCGCAAACGCUUAUGUUUUAUUUUAGAAGUGCGUAAUUAAAAGCGGUCCUGCUAUAACGCUGGUUUUCACAUAGACUUCAUUUUAAUUCUUUGCUGUAGCGUGAACUGUCUGACUGUGAUGCUUUGUCUUAUCCGCUGCUCUGUUCAUUUGACUCUGUGUGGAUGUUUGUCGCUUUCAUCCUUUUUCCUCCUCAGCAUGUUUGUGCGGAUUACUUUUCUAAAAAAAAAAAAAACAACCAAAAAAAGGCAAAUAAAAUAAAAAUAAUUAUAUUUUCUGUUUAAA
Tachysurus fulvidraco (yellow catfish) is the source of this 6762-nucleotide messenger RNA. It is a transcript of the gene nup98, whose product is annotated as nucleoporin 98 and 96 precursor. The transcript has 33 exons. Gene Ontology annotation, molecular function: structural constituent of nuclear pore. NCBI's taxonomy places the organism in Eukaryota, Metazoa, Chordata, Actinopteri, Siluriformes, Bagridae. Bases 268 to 5673 code for a protein of 1801 amino acids. Gene Ontology annotation, cellular component: nuclear pore; nuclear pore cytoplasmic filaments. Gene Ontology annotation, biological process: protein import into nucleus; post-transcriptional tethering of RNA polymerase II gene DNA at nuclear periphery; RNA export from nucleus. The record is from RefSeq and is a predicted model, not a curated record.